AUGUUUAUCCCUCAGAAUAAGUCUAAACGACUUUCUCUUGAUAAAAUUGGUCAAUUAGAAGAUGAUUUAGAAUUGAAUCCAUUAGAUUAUAAUAAAUGGCAAAAAUUAAUUGAUCAAUUAAUAAUUAAAGAUAAUCAAGAACAAGUUCGGAAAACUUUUAAUAAAUAUUUAAAAAUUUUUAAAUUUGAUGGUAAUUCAUGGUGUAAAUAUAUUAAAUAUGAAUUAAAUCGUGAUGAAAAAGAAAAAGUUGAAAAUUUAUUUCAACAAUGUUUAAGUAUUACUGAUAAUGUUGAAUUAUGUCGAUUAUAUGUUGAUUAUGUUCGAAGUGUUACUGAUUUUAUUACUGGAGGAGAAAAAGCUCGAUCUAUAGUGAUUCAAGCAUUUGAAUUUGCCAUUAAUAAAGUUGGUAUUGAUAUAACUAGUGAAAGUUUAUGGCAAGAUUAUAUUGAAUUUUUACAAAAUUGGAAUCCUAAUGCUAAUUGGGAACAACAACAAAAAAUUGAUUUAAUUAGAAAAGUUUAUAAAAAAUUUUUAACUAUACCAACAGAAAAUAUUGAAAUGAAUUGGUCUAAAUAUACUAAAUGGGAAAAUGAAUUAAAUCCUAUUACAGCAUCAAAAUUUAUAUCAGAAAAAUCAAGUGAAUUUAUGUUAGCUCGAUCUUGGAAUACUGAAUUUAAUCGUAUUACUGAUAAGAAUUUAAAUCGUAAUUUAAAUCCUGGUGAUCAUAAUGAUGAAAAUAUUAUUAAACAAUUAAAAUAUUGGUUUAAAUGGUUAGAAUUAGAAAAACAAAAUAAAUUAGAAUUAAAAGAUGAAAUUGUAAAUGAUAAACGUAUUCAAUAUGUUUAUAAACAAGCUACUUAUGCUCUACCUUUUAUUCCAGAAAUUUGGUUCCAAUAUAUUAAAUAUUUAUUAAAUCAAAAUGAAGAAGGUAAUUUACAAGAAAGUAUUCGUCUUUUAAAAGAAGGUGGACUUGUUUUAAAUCCUAAAAGUAUGCUUCUUACAUUUCAACUUGCAGAAUUAUAUGAAAGAGAUAAUUCAUUUAAUAAUGCCAAAAUUGUGUUUAAAAAUUUAAUUGAUGGUUUACAAAAAGAUUAUAAUUCUGUGACUAAUCAAAUUGUCGAAUUAAAACAACGUAUUGAUCCUACUACUACUACCACAACAACAACAACAACAACAACAACAAACGAAGAAAAUAAUGAAGAACAAGAUGGAGAUAAGAAUGGUAAAGAUCAAAUCCAAAAACUUAAUGUUAAUGUUAAUCAUAAUACUGUUGAUCAAAAUGGAACUAAUGAAGAAGAAGAAGUAUCAAUCAAACUUCCUCAAGUUUAUAGAAUCUCAUUAGCUGAUUCCAAACAAUUAUUGACAUUUGAAAAUGAACAAAAACGUUUAUCAAAUGCAAUUACUCUAACUUAUAUUAAAUUUAUGAUAGCUAGUAAACGUUCACAAGGAAUUAAAGAAGCUCGUAAUGUUUUUAAACAAGCAAGAAAAUUUAUUAAUAUUGGUUAUGAAAUAUUUAUUGAAAGUGCUUUAUUAGAACAUUAUUCUGAUAAAAAAUCAACUGCUUUAAAAAUUUUUGAUCUUGGUAAAAAAAAUUUUCCUACUAAUGGGAAAUUUUUAUUAAAUUAUUUGAAUUAUUUAAUUAUGAUUAAUGAUAUUGAUAUUAUGAGAACAAUUAUUCAAUCAUCUGAUACUAAUUUUACUAAAGAAAUUAGUAAUUUACAAGAAGAAUUAAAAUUAAUUAAUUUGGAUCCAAUAACUAGAAAAAAAAUUGAAAAAAAAAUCAUUUUAUUGAAAAAAUAUUUGAAAAAAUUGUAUAAAAAAUAUAUUUUAUUUACAUCAAAAUUUUUAUCAUUAGAUAUAACUCAUAGUUUUACUAAAAAAUGUGAACAAUUAUUUCCAAAUGAUGAUCCAAUUGAUUUAUUUACUGAUCGAUAUAAAUUAGAUAAUAUAAAUAUUAUAAAGAAAAAUGAAUUAAGUAAAUAUGAUGGUGGGUUUCAAAAUGGGAAAAGAAUUAUUAAUGAUUAUAAUGAUUACGAAGAAGAAAAAGAAGAAGAAGAUGAUUAUGAUGAUGAUGAUGAAGAAGAUGAAGAUGAAUUACAACAACGAUUUAAACGACGUAAAUUAUCUUAUAAUAAUAGUAAUAGUAAUGGUGGUGGUGGUGGUGGUUCAUCAUUUUCAUUUAAUGAAGAAGAAUCUAAAUCAGCUGUGAAAAAUAUUGAAGAAUCAAAAUCAAGAAUUGAACAAGAAGAUGAAAUAAUUAAUAAAUCUAAAGAAUCAUUUGUUGGACCUUCAAUUAUUGCUUUAAUGACAGCAUUACCAAAUGCUUCUUAUUUUGGUUUACCUUCUGAAAGUGUAUUUAAUAGUGAAAAAUUGGUGACUUUAUUUGCCAAUUUAUCAAAUAUUCCUACUACAAUAGAAUAA
Candida dubliniensis CD36 is the source of this 2421-nucleotide messenger RNA. RefSeq names its product cleavage polyadenylation factor subunit. The record is from RefSeq and is a predicted model, not a curated record. Bases 1 to 2421 code for a protein of 806 amino acids. Gene Ontology annotation, molecular function: mRNA binding; protein binding. Lineage: Eukaryota; Fungi; Ascomycota; Pichiomycetes; Serinales; Debaryomycetaceae. Gene Ontology annotation, cellular component: nucleus. The transcript has a single exon. Gene Ontology annotation, biological process: mRNA 3'-end processing.